UUGGUGAAUGGAGGAAAUUUUAUUUUGUGCAUGUGCCCUUUUGGCUACGGGGUUAAAUAUCUUCCCAAGAUGGCUACUUUCGUAAGGCUGUAGGCUAUUUUCGCCCACUUACAAAGGGGAAGAAGCUUCGGUUUCGAUGAUCAAAAGCCAACUUCUUGUCAUCACUUAUUGCGGAUUAUCAUUUAUAAAAAAAAAGAUAAAAUUUAUAAAAGAAGUUCAUUAUAAUCCAUUCAGCUUAUAUUCCCAUCUUUUUUAAUUUUGCUUUGUUAAAGCUUUCAUAAAUAAGAUGGCGGACGAUCCAGGUCACCAAGCUAUGCUGUACUUUUUGGAGAUUCUCAUGUAUAGUAAUGCUCCAAUGAGUAUUAGUCAGCUAGCGGGUCGCUUUGGUAGUCGCAACUUUACCUCAGAAAUGCGACAGAGUGCUGGCGGAAAUGAAGCUGGCCUCAAGAAGUUUCUUUUGAAGUAUCCCUCCCUAUUUUCUGUAAAUGGUAACCUGGUCAGCCUCAACGAUGGUACUGCUCUUGGGGGGAAUUUUCGAGAGUCAAGUCCUGCCUCGUCCUCUGGCCACUCUUGUCUUCCUGAUGUCUCUACUGAAACAGAGGCUGUUCAAUUCUUUAGGGGGAAGAUAUUAAAGAAAGGAGACAAGUGGAUGCCAGUGAAGAGCUUAGCUGGGCACCUUUCUCAAGCAUCACCAGAAAUAAGAGAAUGCGUUGGGCCUCAGAACGAGUUUCUUACUUUUUUGCUCAAACACCCACUUAUUUUCGAAGUAAAAGAAGACAAUGUAUGCCUUAAAGACAACAUCCGCUGCAACGCUGCUGAUACAGAUUCAUCUUCUGAACCACCGGUGCUGUUGCCAACUACACCAAAGAUCAAACGUCGGCCAAAGUCGCAGGAUGUUUCCGAUGCACCCAAGCCACUUUCUGGUCGUACUGUUACAGUUGCUCCAGCACCAGUAACUGCAGCAACAACUAAAGCGGGUCCUGUUACAAUGACAGCAAAUGAAUACAAAGCUGUUAUGUUCAUAAAGAGCAUCAUCCAGAAAAAAGGAGAUAUGAAAGUUAACAGUCUAUCAGGGCAUUUUAGUCAGGCUCCUGAAAGUCUUCGUAACACUAUCGGUUGGAGCAAGCCAGAACUUCACCAGUUUAUCUCAACUCAUGAUAAUAUUUUCACGAUUGGUGAAGAUGAAGUUGUUUCAGUGAUUAAGAACACAAGAUUAAAUGUCAUAAUUACAGGAAGCAGGCCACAUGUGCAAACUAAGCCCUCUGUCAGUGGUAGAAAGGGCCAGAUUUUUCAUGUGGCUAAGCUGUGGGGCAUCAUAGACCUCGGUAUGCAUGAACAUGUCUUUAUUGACAGAACAAUUUUCGGUAAGAAUAUUGAUGAUCUGAACAAGCUCCUUAAAAUUGGUGAGUGGGUAUUCUUUGAUGCAGUUCCUGCCCCCAAAGGUAGCCGAGCUCGUUGGAAGGCAACAAAAGUCUGGAAAGAGAAUGAAUCUAUUGAAGAUUUAAUUGAAAAGGUUGCAGCUAAACUUGACCUUCCUAUUGAUGGUAUACCAAGGGAACCUCAGACACCCCUUGGUAAUAUGAACGAUGAAAUAAGAAAAAUUUACCCAGAUCUUGAUGACAGCACGUUUUCAAGCACAACCCCACUGAAUAUUGGGGGGAUCAAAUAUUCUUUUCAAGACGCUGCUCCCAGUGGUGCAGGUGUGGUUCCAGUCUGGAACUUCCAUCAUGUAGAGCUUGAAGGAAUGAAGGACGUAGAUGAGCUGAACUUCAGUGAUGAUGAUGGAGACAUUUCACCUCAAGUUUCAAUGGUGGCAGAACGACAGUACAUGAAUAGAUCUGUACUGAUGGACAGCCCUAGGGGACAGGUGAAGAACAGCAACAGCUCUGACAGCUUUGUAAACAGCUUAGAAUCUGACGGCACAAAAAAGUUUGCAACUGUCGGCUGCCAGACUAUCGUCACUGGAGAUGUUUUAGCAACCCAGCUGUUCCAUGAAGAUCUGUAAAUUCACACUGAAUUGAUGUGAAAUUUUAAACUUUUUACAAUCAAUAUAUUUAUUUUCAGGUAAGCUUUGUUUGUAUCAAGAAAUCAGUAUAGUAACAAGUACAAUCAACUUGUAUUUUUUUUUCACUUUGAAAACAUUUUUUUAAAUAGAAAAUUACAAUGUUGGGAAAAGGAAGAUUACAAGCUUGCUUAGGUAUAACUUAGGAAUCUAGCAUUAAUUUUUUUUUCAGUUUCUUGAUAAUCCUCAUUUAAUUUUUUAUUAACAUUACUAAUAAAUCCUUUUUUUUUCUCAUUUGGAUAUAUUUAUGCAAAUUUGGAAUGUUUAUAAGUAACACUAAGUUGCUUGUUAGUAUAUGAUUAGUAUUUGUAGAACUUUGCACUGAUUACCAAGAAGGUUGAAAUUUGUAUGAUACAUUUUUUUCAAGUUGGAAAAUAUUAUUGUCAGUAUAAAAAGUCUAAAUUUUAAGAUUGAUUUAAAAAUCAGUGCUGUGUGAUAACUUUGUAAACACUUUAUACAAAUACUAUUUAUUAGCAAAAGAAGCUGUUUACAUAUUUUUAAACUUGUGAUUUAAAAGUUUACUAAGUCAUGUCUAUUAUUUUACAGAAAAAUUAUAUUGAAUUUAUAGUAAUACUUUAAAAAUUUUCUUACAAUACGUAAGUAACAGUAAUUUGAAAGAUUUAUUGUCAUUAGUUUGUUGUUACCCAAAAUAUGGUGUACACAUUGGUGUUAGAUUUGAAAAUGUCAACCAGUCUUCCAGAUAAAUUUUGUUGGAUUGCUGUCUUGCUGCUCAGAUGACUAUGUAUCUUCAGCAGCUCAAAGUGGUUUUAGCAACAAAAUGUAAAAGUAAUGUAAUAUGCAUUUAAAUAAGCAAAGGGGAGAGAGAAAUGCAAGUUAUUCAAAUGUUGAGUUGUUUUUUUUUUAACCUAGAUAUUUACUCCACAAUUAGACAUGUAAAAAAGGAGACCGUUGAGUGCAUUUUAAAAAAUUUAUUGUGAUUGAAAGGGUGCUUGAAAUGUGACACACCCAUUACAGUCAGAGAACUAGCACAAUAAUCAACUUUUGCCAAAUUAGCUGCUUUACUAAGUUCAUUAAAAAUACUUGAGCAGUUUAAUUUUUUGAUCACAUAAUAUCAUAAUUCAACUUAAUCUUGAUGUGCAUCAAAUGUGCAAUUUUUAAAAACGUGAAAUUCAUGGUAAAUUAUUAUGUAUUUUAAGUUAGUGAUCUCUUAUUUGCUAACUUAGAUAAAAAGAAACAAUUUAAACUUUUUAUUUUUUAUUUAUGUAUAAAUCUUGUAGUAAAAUGUAUUCUACUGUCUUAUUCAAGUAGUGUGUUUAUGAAAUAUUUACUCUUUGAUAAUAAAUCAGUAUUGUUAUUUUUCAAAAGUAAGAAUAGAAGUUCCUUAAUUUUAAAAUACUCUGAUUUUUUUUCUAGAAAAGUAACUUGUAUAGCUCCAUUUUUAGAACAUGUAUUUUUUAUCUUAGGAUUGUGGUAAUUUUUGUAUUUAGAUAUUAAAAACUACACAAAUUAAUUCGGCAUUUUAAUUGUCCUACUUUGAUUAAAAAAAAUUAAAAUAUAAUCUUAAAAAUGUAUUUACGUUUAAAACACUUGUUUUAAAUUAAGGGCUGUGAAAUUAUUUAAAGAAAUGAACGCAUUAAAAAUUAUUUUGUAUAGAAGUAUGUUUUAAUAUUUUUAAUAUUAAAUAUGUUGAGCUAAGUUUAUAUGCAACAUAUUACCAUACUUAUUCCUUUCAUUCUCUUGGGAAGUACAAACAUUUUUGUUUAACAAUUGUAAUUUAACAAUGCUUGUUGUAUACAUGGUCUGAUAUAUCUUUUUUUUUUUUGGUACCCAAGGUACUUAAAUAAUGUGCCUUGUUACUGAUGGUCAACCCUACCUCACAAUACAGCACAAACUACAGUGAUUGUGAACAUGUGUCAGUGUUGCUACACAAUUUAAAUGAGUUGACUUCAGACAUUUUAAUUCAAACUUUCGGUAGCAAUGUGCAUUAUUUUAUGUAUGAAACAAUAUUCCAGUUUUGGUGUUGUUUUUUUGUGUCUCUUUUUAAAAAGUGACAGAAUGUUACAUUAAUACUUUCAUCUUAGACUGUUGCCUGACCAGUUUAUAUAGAACUGCUGAUGAAGGAUGGCAGUUGUUUUAUUUUGUUCUUUUGAGAUGAUGGACUACAACUUAAAUGUGCAGGUGUGUGGUACAGAGCCCUUGGUUUUCAACUUUUUGCUUAAGGGCUAACAUCACUUUAAAAUCUAACACUUGAGCAAAGGAUUUAUUUUUUCAUUUAUCCAUGUGUAAUACAGCUGCAAGUUUGUUGGUUUUAAAUCUCUCUCUAUUAAAGUUAUAUUUUGUCCAUUUCCUUUGGUAACAAUUAAGGUGGUUACAAAAUCACACACUAUGGUUUUUUUGUUAACUUAUAAAAAAUUCAUCUUAAGCCUUUUCUACCAUUAGGAUUAAUUUUCAUUGUUGUUAUAAUUUUUAAAAAUCUGUAUUGAUUUUAGUUUUUUUAAAAAAAGAUUUUUUUCCAUUUUACCUCUAGCUUUUAAGACUUAAAGCAAUGAAUGUAAAUUUUGUUAUCAUAGAAAACAUUUUUAACUAUCUUAUUUUGUUGAACACAUUUUUAUUUCAAUACAAUAUAUAGGUGAAGAUGUGUGUUCAAUUAAAAAAAUAAAAUUUCGAUUCACAACUUAUGUUGGAAGAAUGCUUAACUACUAAAAUCUUAAUUAGGGUUACUAUUUUUAUGUAUGAUCUUGCCAAAAAUUAGCUUCUCAAUUUUGAAAUUUAAUAUUGUAUGCAAGAAUGAAAAAGAAACCUUGUAAAUAAGUAGCUGUAGACUAUUAUUUCUGGAUCUCAAGUUGUUGUCCAACUCACCUGCCUGAUGAACUCGGUGCAAGAGGAAUGCUAAACUUUAACUCAAGAUUGCCUUCUUGUCUAUAGUUUGAUGUGACAGGCUGUGAACUAGUAAAGGAACUGCAUCAGUUCAUGCAUGUUUGUCCCAUCACAACUUUGUAUAAUACAUUUUUUUUUACCCCACCCUUUGUGCAAUAUAUCUUGUAAUUGUUUCUCCAACUAGAAAUAUUUAACUUGCAUUUGUUUUAUAUUACUAACUGUUAGUGUUAAAUUUAACAGUUUUAUCAGCUUUUGUGGCUGGAUUUUUUACUCCCGUGUGUUUGUAACAAGAAUCAUUUUGUAAUAAUGGUCUGUUUAUAAAAUAAUUGAUAUUAUUUUUUUAAUUGAUCACAUAGUUUGAAAGUUGAAGAAGAGUACAUGAAUGAUUAACUAAAGGUUUUAAGGAAGAAUUUGCAUUAGUUCUCCAAUAUUAUUUUAAAAUAAUUUUCAUUGUGAUUGUUUUUUGGACCAUUCAAAAUAUUUUUUUUGUUAUUCAGAUUACAAAAAUUGACAAUUCACUUAAGAUCUGUUAGCUAGUCAAGUUGCCAGUAAGUGUGUGUAAACUGUGUUUUGGUUUUAGUACAUUCUAAUGUAAGUUUUUUUUAUUAUACAUGUUAAAGAUACUUCUGCUUGGGUUCCCCUUUGUGCCAAGAAAAAUGCACAUCUCUAUCCUGCUGUAGUUGUAAUGUAGGUGUAAGCAUGUUUUUACAUUUUAAUGUUUGUGUAUUGUUCGACUUCACACUUUUAGAAAUGCUUUAACAUUUUUAGAAAUUUUCUUUACUAAGCUUGACAUUUUUUUAAUGCUAAACUCCACAAAAAGGUUUUAAGACUAAAGCUUGUUGUUGUUAAAAGCAAUAUAUGUGAGUAUAUUUUUUUUCUGGGGUAAACAAGACAUUCUUGUGAUGUGCUGCUUAACUAUCAAUAAAUUCAACAUAAUACUACCAGUA
Molecule: messenger RNA, 5847 nt
Organism: Physella acuta
Lineage: Eukaryota; Metazoa; Mollusca; Gastropoda; Physidae
Source: RefSeq, a predicted model, not a curated record